Molecule: messenger RNA, 594 nt
Organism: Macrosiphum euphorbiae (potato aphid)
Lineage: Eukaryota; Metazoa; Arthropoda; Insecta; Hemiptera; Aphididae
Source: the annotation of a GenBank genome assembly
AUGUUUGUUAAAAAUCAAGGUCCACUUGACAAAUUUAGUUGUUUUAAGUAUGAAAAUUAUUUACAGGAAAUUAAAUUCUCCAUUAAAUCUUCCAAAUAUUGUCUCCAAGAAGUUUUUAAUAGGAUUAGUGAAAAACAAAAAUUGUUUUUGGUAAAUCCACUAGAACUACAGUAUUCUGUAAUAUGUGAAAAAGAAAUAGAAAAUCGUAGUUCUUCAAUACAUUUAAAACUAACAGAUAAGCUUUACAAAACAAUUGUUUUAAAUGAUUUAGGCAUGAAAAUAAAUAUUAUAAAAGAAUGUGAUAAAUAUGUAAGCUUAAAAAAUAACUUUAUCGUUAAAGUGAAACAUAUAGUGCAAUCAGACCUCAAUAAAUCCAAUAUUAAAUUAAUUGUGCAAAGAUUUUUAAAUUGCAGUUCAUUUUAUAUGACAUCUCUUAUAGAUUCUUCAGUUCUAGGCUCAUUUAUAGUAGAUUUAACAAUUUCAGAAUGUUUUUCAGUAAAUCUUGAUGAAAUAAAAAAUAAAUGUUUCAUGAUUCCUGUUAGUACAGAUAAAGCAGUUAUUAUAGAACUUACACAUUCUUUUUUUGAAAAAUAA